UAGCGCUCGUCGCACUGAAUGAUGUCAAUGCUCAGUUUUUUGGUUUUUCCUUCAAAAUUGUUAACGUGAUAAAGAAUGUUGCCAACUUUCUAAGUAUUUAAUUGGUUGUUAUUGCAGGUCGGUCAAGUAGUAACCCUUGACCCGGGAUCUCAGGAUGUCUUUGUAAGGGUCACAAAGGAUCGCUAGCGCAGAACGUAAGGGUCAAACGGGUCGUGAGUUCGUCUGAUAUAAAUACCUUUUCAUUCUCCCAAAGAGACGAAACGAGGUGAAAGCAACAUGGUGAUUUUGCUCUUUUGUCUGGCUUUUGCUUCCAUCGCCUUCUCGACGGGACGUGCGCAGUCGGCGAAGCCUCUUGUGUGCAACGGCAUGGCAGAGCUAUGCGAUCUAAGACUUGACCAAGUGACCCUUCCCGGCACUCAUAACUCCGGAUCAGGGUUUAACGGGCAUUUAUACCACUGGGGCGGGGGACUCGCGGGGUCGCAUUUUUUUCGAAAUCAACAGUGGAAUUUCACCCACCAACUUGACUACGGAAUCAGGUACUUUGACAUUGACACAUGUUAUGUCGGGAAGGGAAACGGUGAUUGGUGGAAAGAGGGGGCGUGGACAUGUCAUAUGGGCCCGGCAGGGGCAGCGUUUGCCGGCCCCGUGAGACAGCUGCUGAACCAGAUACGCAACUGGAUGGAGAAGCCCGAGCAUCGAAACGAGGUCAUCGUCAUCAAAUUUGGCAGGGAUGUAGAGGAAUCUAAGAACAGAAAAAAUAUUUAUGAAGACAUUUUGAAAACGCUGAAAGAUUUCAACUGGAAGCCAACACAGGCCACUCUACACAAAAAAUCGCUCACCACAAACGCAGAGUUCGGGAAGAAUUAUAAAUGGCCAACGCUUAGAUCGGCUAUAGAGUCUAAUCAACGAGUGUUUGUCUUCAUGAGCGAAAAGCUCCUUGAACACGAGGAUCCCGCGGAGUUUCAUAACAAUCGCUGGAUUGUUGUUGCUGAGGCACAAGUGAAGAUAACGUGGCCAGAAAUUCUAGUGUGGGGAAAAGACUGCAGUGAGGUUGUCCCCAAUACGGAGAAGAACUGCGAAAAGUUCAAGAACAGUGGACUGUUAGAAUUGGACGUGUUUGGGUCAUCUAUGUUGUUCUCGACUUGGGAAAUGCAAUCGAGUUGCGAUACAUACAUGCAGGAAGCGAUGGAUAAGUGUUUUGCGAAACGGAAGCCUUUUCACCGGACAGUUAAUGCUGUAAUUGCGGACUGGGUAAAUAGAUCCAAGGCACCGAACUCUGUUCUUGCCGUGGCUCACAAACAAAACCUGAAGAACAUUGCCAUGUUUAGAAACAACGGGAGAAAGUGAAAAAAGCCUCACAGCACUGCUCUGAAGCAAACGGGAGAACAUCAAGGACCUUCAUUUAUCUGUUAAAAGCGCACGAAAUGAUAAAUAAUAUACCCUACCUAAAGGCGGAGCCAGCGUAUUACCAA
Messenger RNA from Nematostella vectensis (starlet sea anemone), 1472 nucleotides. RefSeq lists its product as uncharacterized. Gene Ontology annotation, biological process: lipid metabolic process. The record is from RefSeq and is a predicted model, not a curated record. Gene Ontology annotation, molecular function: phosphoric diester hydrolase activity. Bases 277 to 1347 code for a protein of 356 amino acids. The transcript has a single exon. NCBI's taxonomy places the organism in Eukaryota, Metazoa, Cnidaria, Anthozoa, Actiniaria, Edwardsiidae.